Brugia malayi is the source of this 336-nucleotide messenger RNA. The record is from the annotation of a RefSeq genome assembly. Lineage: Eukaryota; Metazoa; Nematoda; Chromadorea; Rhabditida; Onchocercidae.
UUAAAUACUGUAAAAAAAGAUGGGAAACCUAUCAGCAUAAUUGCAAAUGUAGUUGAAAGGAUAAGGAUAGAGAUAUUUAUUGGAUCAAAAGCAACAUGCUAACCUUAAACAAAAGGGAUGUUCUGGUUUAAAAUAGAUAUUGAAUACACUUUAGAAUCAGUAAUUAAAGAAAGCUGUAGUGAUGGUCAAAAAGUUAAAGUGUCGAUCGAUCCAAAAUCUAUCAUGUUUAUUCUUGGCUCUGAAAUGGAUUAUGGAUUAGAAAAAUUCUCAUCGGGUUUUGUUUUCAAAAAUCUUAAUGAGAAAGGAAAAUAUGGUUGUGGGGAGAGACUUCGCAUU